Serendipita indica DSM 11827 is the source of this 3387-nucleotide messenger RNA. The record is from the annotation of a GenBank genome assembly. Lineage: Eukaryota; Fungi; Basidiomycota; Agaricomycetes; Sebacinales; Serendipitaceae.
AUGUCUGUACUCGAGGAUGAGUACACCAUGGACACAGCGAGUGACAUUCUAGAUGGCGGUCUCGAUGUCGAGGCUGCCCGCCAGGAGACACUCAUGGCGAGGCCUAGCCAUCUUGGAAUAUAUGAUAUCUCCUCCGUCUCCCAGAUUGCGGCUGACGGCCCCGACGGGUUCUUUCAGAGAUACGCAGAAGGGAAAUGGAACCCACUUGAGACUCCUAUAGAGCUCCAAGUCGACCCGAUACUCUUCUCGCGACAGGAUUCCCUUAGAAUGGAAUCAACAGAUCCAAGGCUUGCAGCUCCACCUGACCUAACCCAGUCUGUCGAAGACGUUUACCGCUCUUUCCUAGCAGACGAAGGGUAUCAUGUCAACGGACGUCGAGUCAGCCAUUCGGAAAUCCUACUCACCCCCAGGAGCGAGUCCAACACCUUCACCGAUCCAGGCGAAGUUCAAGCCAAUACGUCAGUUUCAGGCCUCCGUCUAGGCGCACGCUCUGCUUCGACGGCCGAGAUUACCGGCGGCACCUACACGGCACGAGCAUUCCGUCGUUACAAGGAGCUCGGAUACCUGGAGGCACCUGUGGCAGCGGAUGAGGUACAACGAAGACGAGCUGUUCGGUCAUUCAAGCCCUUUCACCACCAAUUGGAUCCUAAUCUUGAUCGUAUUGCGAAACUUGGAAAAGCGAUGUUCGCAGCGAAUGCGUCACUUAUAUCCUUGGUGGACGAGGACCAAGUUCAGUUCACAUUUGACGGUCGAGCUCCAUAUAUGGUGCCUAGAGGAACCCCAAUGUGCAGCCAUGCCGUUCUGCUCAAGGCAGAUGAGCCGCUCGUUGUUCUCGAUACUCUCAAGGACUGGCGUUUCCGAGGAAACAAGGUUGUCACCGACGAGCUCUCAGUCAGAUUCUACGCUGGAUUUCCGAUGCGAACCGAAUCAGGUGAAAACAUUGGCGUGUUCUGCGUUUUGGACAACAAACCUCGCGAAAAAUUCGGUUCAGAGGAGAGAGCGCUGCUCAAAGAGCUCACUCGAAUGACUAUGAGGGAGCUUGAAGGGCGCCUUCAUCAAAAACAAGGAGCCCUAAGGGAUAAAAUGCAACAAACCAUUGAAAUGUUCAACCGCGAGGCAGUCAGCGGAAUAUACAGCUUUGAGCUAUUGUUGGAAAGACUUGUCGAUCACAUCACUAGGACGCUUUCUGUUGAGGGUGUCAUUAUUUUGGAUGCGACUGGUGCCAGUUCUGCUCGAACCCCAUCAGGCGAGCAGCCCUCCUGGUUGGACAAAAGCGGCCUUGUCAUACCAAUAAUGGCGGCAUCGAGGCAUGCCACAAUGUUAUCAGAGGUGAUGACGACUUCGAGACGUGGGGUGCUAUUCGACACCAUAUUUAAGCAAUAUUCUGCGGGAUUCGUCUACUCUCGAGGGGAUUCAAUGCCAGACUUGUUGGUGGCAUUACUGCCACCAGAGAUCUCAGCAGCCGCGAUUGCUCCGAUUUCUCGAAGUGCGAAUGAGCCCUUUGCCGUCAUCUGCAUCUACACCCUUGAGCCCAACUUUACCUUGCUGCUCCCUGGACCUACACUAUCUUUUUUAGCUGCCAUGGGGCUCGUACUUUGUACGGUACGUCAGAAGCAAGUGCUCUCCCAGGCAGACAAGGCAAAAGUCGAUUUCAUAGCCAACAUAUCUCAUGAGCUGCGGACACCCCUACACGGAGUGCUAGCGUCGUGCGAACUACUCAGCGAGACGACUCUCAAUCAGACGCAAGAAUCAUUUCUACACACCGCUAAGCAAUGUGCAACUUCGUUGAGUGAGACAAUCUCCCAUGUCCUCGACUUUACGAAAUCGACAUCUCAAGCACCCUCACAACCUCGUACACCCGUGGAUCUGGCCCAUCUCGUCGAAGAGACAAUGAUUAGCUGCUGGCUUGGAAGAUCUAAGCCACGCCAUAGCGACGCUGAGCAUAUUGGGGACAUAUAUGCACCAAUUAGUCCCAUUUCUACUGCCCCCGAAUUCAGCAAUAGGGUGGAGCCCCUUAUAGAUAUAGAACCGCUAGCUAACUGGAAUGUCUUGGUCGACAAGGCUGGCCUGAGACGAGUUCUCAUCAACCUCAUCGGAAACUCGUCAAAGUUCUGUCAAGAAGGCUACGUCAAAAUAAGCCUUCGUCGAGGCGUCGUCGAAAACCCCACUCAUCUGCCUGUUGAAAUUGUCGUCGAGGAUACAGGAGUGGGCAUGUCUGAGACUUUCAUUCGAGAGAAACUGUUCCACCCCUUCUCUCGAGAGCGACCGUUCGCCGAAGGUAUUGGUCUAGGUCUGGCCAUCGUUCGAGCCAUCCUCAAGACGCCAGGAGUCGAUGGUACCAUCGAAGUUCAAUCAAAAGUCGGAUUUGGAACUCGAAUGAUUCUCCGUUUCCAAGCUCCAAUCGCCCUUCAAACUUCCGCAAUGUCUUUGAUUCGAAACUUGAACAAACAAGGCCAUGUCAAAUUUGCGUUGGCAGGAUUUCCACCAGAGGAUAUGAGUGCUUUGCAGCUGAAGAAUCUCCUUCGCCAGCAUCUAACGCAACAGUACAACAGCUUCGACGAGACCUCGGAUAUCGACGAAGCGGCAGUCCUCAUCAUCAACGAUCACGAGCGCCUAAACGCAAUCAAAUUGUUAAAGGAGCCAAAAAGGCGACACCAAAAGAUUCUAGUACUCUCCACAAGUCCUAUCGAUAAUGCACUUUUACAGCUCGCGCAAGGUUUGAGCCUCGGAGGAGGUGUAUGUUUGGUUUCGCUGAAGCCUAUUGGCCCACAUGCACUCGCGAAUUUACUCUCAAAAUUGAGCGAUCAAUCUCGCCCUUCGUCGCCGACUGAUUCCAACAUUCUGAAGAGUCCUCGGUGGAACAAAACCAAGAGCCCGGCGCUGCGUCCGAGGUCAGAGCUCAUGUUGACCAAGGCUGACGAAGGCACGAAAAGGCCAGAGAAGGAGCCAACUGUAGAGAAGGAGCAUGCGCGACCGAGAGUCUUGGUUGUCGAAGACAAUGCUGUGAAUCGGAAGGUCCUCGCAGCCUAUCUACGGAAGCGAAACCUUGAAUUUGUCGAGGCCUCCAACGGGCAAGAGGGCGUAUCAGUGUUUGAGAAGCAUCGCUCAGGAUAUUUCGAUAUUUGCCUCAUGGAUUUACAGAUGCCCGUCCUCGACGGCUUCUCCGCCACUCAAAGAUUCCGUGAAGUUGAAGCCGAGCGAGGUCUCAUGGAAGACCACAGACGACUGCCUAUAUAUGCAUUAAGUGGCCUUGCAGCGACUGAAGAUAAGGAACGAGCGUCCAGUAUCGGCUUUGAUGGAUAUCUGGUCAAGCCAGUGUCGUUCAUAACCUUGGAUGGUAUCAUUGAGAGUCUCCCGCCCAUAGCGAAGUGGCGGACCGAGGGGUGA